Molecule: messenger RNA, 1733 nt
Organism: Trichoderma harzianum CBS 226.95
Lineage: Eukaryota; Fungi; Ascomycota; Sordariomycetes; Hypocreales; Hypocreaceae
Exons: 4
Coding region: 40-1650 (536 amino acids)
Biological process (GO): regulation of DNA-templated transcription
Molecular function (GO): zinc ion binding; DNA-binding transcription factor activity, RNA polymerase II-specific
Source: RefSeq, a predicted model, not a curated record
AGAGCAUCUAAGGCUGUACUGCAAAACAUCAUCCGCCAUAUGGUUUAUCGAGGCAAACCGUCACCAGCCUGCGCGCUAUGUAGGAAGAGGAAGAUUAAGUGCGAUCUCCAGAGACCAAGAUGUUCACAAUGCAGACGAGCGAAAGAAACGUGUACAGGGUAUCGUGAUCUUAUUGAUGUGAUAUUCCACGAUGAAACCAACUCGACCAAAUCCAAAGCUCUUACCAGGAUCUGUCGCGCUCAAGCCGAAGCCCAUGCGGAUAAUAGUAUUGCAAUCAACAAUGCUAUUUCUUUAUGUUUCCUGCCAUACAAUAUUGACGAACAAGCCAAAUCGUACUUUGUCCAUAGCUAUGUCCUUAUUCAAGAGGGCACUGCUGGCUAUUUAUCCGGCGUGGCUCGACUGCUAGUUCGACCAGGCCUUAACAGCGCCUUGGAGGCGGCUAUGGUCGCAGUGGGUUCAGCGGGGAUGGCGUGUAAAGAAUCAUCACCACUUCUGGAGCUGAAGGCAAGGCAAAGUUACGGUACUGCUAUAAAUGAUAUCAAUGAAGCGAUUCACAACACGACCAAGAUAAAAGAGGCUGGGACGCUCGCCGCCAUUCUGGUACUUGGACUUUAUGAAAUGAUCAUGUGUGAUAGCCAACAGUCAUUAAAUGCCUGGUAUAAUCACAUGCUAGGUGCACUGGCAGUGGCACAUAUCCGUGGCACACAGCAAUUCAAGGACAGCGAAGUCGGGAUGGAGCUGUUCUUGCAUCUCCGAUCGCAAAUCAUAAUAUCCUGCAUCCAAAGAAGUGAAGGGAUUCCGGACUCUAUCCAGAGACUGACGGAUGAAGCCCACAAAUACGAACCAUUUAGAUCACUGGGUCCCUAUCCACUAGGUGGUGUAAUCAUGAAACUGUGCUCCUUGCGAGCUUGGAUCAGAUUGAGCCCAGAUGAGGAGUGGCAAACAGCAUUUGCUAAAUGCAUUAGUAUUGGGGAGGAUAUCCGAAACCUGUAUCACCCGAUUUUACGCUCCCAAGGUCCAUACACCGUCAAGUUUAUUGAAGAGGCGACAGACGAAGUCUAUCUAAAUAAAUACCGCACUUAUCGAAGUCUACGGAGCGCCUGGGUCUGGGAUUUGUACAAUGUGGCCAAAGUCAUUUUACACGAGACCAUUGUUGGCUUGCUGCAGCCGCAAAUCGCCAAGAUCAACACCAUGCCAAGAGCACUGGCAACCCAGGUCUUGACUCAAUACGACGAGUCUCUUUGUGAUCUCCAUGAAGCAAGCUCAGAUAUAUUCGCCUCAGUCCCGUUUUAUCUGAAUUUUCAUCAAAAGGAUGGAACUUCUGCGAAACCGGUAAACGCCCUGAUUCUCAUGUGGAAUCUGUACGCUGCAGCUCGUCUCGAGAUAUGUGCAGGGCCGGCAAGAGAGUGGGCGAUUCAGCGAUUGCAGUUCAUGGGUCAUUCCAUGGGCGUUAGACAAGCUACAGCACUAGCGAGUGUGUUGAAGAAACGAGCUGCAUGGGAAGUUAUAGAGAAUAAGAUGAAUCCUGAAUGCGAGAGCAUCAAAGCCAGAAGAGCCAGAAGAAUCGGCGGUACGGACACACGUUUGUUGAGGUACCUAACCGACUUACCUCCCGAACCAUUAAACAGAAGGCCCGAAAUUUUGCUGUAGUUUACAGAUUUUGCAUCCAUUUUAUAUGUACCUGAGAAAUAACUCGAAUAUAUUGGAACCUGUUCCGCAAGUUUAUACCUGGC